CCAUUUCAUCACCUUUGCGAGCGCAGCAUCCGUCCUCAGCUCUCUGGGCGCCUGGGCCUACUACCUCACUUUGGGCCCCCAGGCCGGCGAUGCCCUCGUGGAGGAGCUAAAUCCAGGCCAAGCCACGCUCUCUGAGGCCUCGGUGGGGCGCCACCUCCCACGGUCCGGCCUGGGCAAGGAGACCUGCUGAGCCGCGGCCAUGGAGGCCAUCUGGCUGUACCAGUUCCGGCUCAUUGUCAUCGGGGAUUCCACAGUGGGCAAGUCUUGUCUCAUCCGCCGCUUCACCGAGGGCCGCUUUGCCCAGGUUUCCGACCCCACUGUGGGGGUGGAUUUUUUCUCCCGCUUGGUGGAGAUCGAGCCCGGAAAACGCAUCAAGCUUCAGAUCUGGGAUACCGCGGGUCAAGAGAGGUUCAGAUCCAUCACUCGUGCCUACUACAGGAACUCAGUAGGUGGUCUUCUCUUAUUUGACAUUACCAACCGCAGGUCCUUCCAGAAUGUCCAUGAGUGGUUAGAAGAGACCAAAGUACACGUUCAGCCCUACCAAAUUGUAUUUGUUCUGGUGGGUCACAAGUGUGACCUGGAUACACAGAGGCAAGUGACUCGCCAUGAGGCUGAGAAACUGGCUGCUGCAUACGGCAUGAAGUACAUUGAAACAUCAGCCCGAGAUGCCAUUAAUGUGGAGAAAGCCUUCACAGACCUGACAAGAGACAUAUAUGAGCUGGUUAAAAGGGGGGAGAUUACAAUCCAGGAGGGCUGGGAAGGAGUGAAGAGUGGAUUUGUACCAAAUGUGGUUCACUCUUCAGAAGAGGUUGUCAAAUCAGAGAGGAGAUGUUUGUGCUAGUCACAGCCCUUUAUUCCCAAACGUGCUCUCCUACCUGAACUUAAGAGUGAUUAAAACUGCUAGAACCUUGUGUGACUGAAGAAAAUUCAAUCUCCAUUUGGAUACCAAGGGAGCUUCCUUUCCGGAGGCUCUGACAAGCCGUGUGUGGUGGAUGAGGAAGCCUGGGUGUUGUUACCAAGGGACAGAAAUCCUGCCAUGGGCCAGGCCAGGCACUGUCUUUUAUCCAUGCUGGGCAGUGGCUGCUCCAUUCACCCUUUGUGGACCAUAUGCUAAGGGAGGGCCUGGAGUUCAGGAAAACAUACCAACAGAUAGGACAACUGUUUCUUGGCAUUUCAGCUCAUUCAUAGGUCAGAAACAAAAAAAAUAUGUAUAGGUAAAAAAAAAUCACAUGGAAACUAUUAGCAUAACUUUAAAAAAAAGACUACAAGAUCACCUAAUUCAGUGAGAAUCUCCUACACCAAAUGUGGGCUGGGUUUGUUUAAAAGAUACCAGUUAACUUUUAACAGCUCACUGGUAAAAUGAGGGGCAUGGUUAUUUGUUAAGGCCCUUUCAAGGUCUGAUAUUCUAGUAAAAAUUUUAGUCCAUUUAUACAUUGUUGUUUUCACAUUAGAGAAAAAGUACACCUUGUGAUAGAAUUACCAGCUAUGUGAAAGACAUUGUCACAUGCAAAUUACCAUAUAAGUAGAAGAGAGAGACACUGUAAUCCAAACAUCAUAUCUUCUUUCCCAUCUGACCAUGCCUGGGGAUUCAUUACUUUGGUGACUGCAAUCAGGCACUUGACAGUGACAACACAGGGAUUGUCUCUGAAAAGAGCCCUCAGGUGAACAUUCACUCAUUGUGUACAGAGUACCUGCUCAACAGGAGGCGCUAUGACUCUUACAAACAUGGUAUAGUUUCUUGAGCUACUUAUUUGAUCAUCAUAACAUGCCUGUGAAGUUGUUGUCCCCAUUUACAGAAUAGUAAAUUAAGAGCCAGGAGACUCAAACAAGGACAGAGACUCCUGACUCCUACUUCAUUUCUUUUCACUGUAUCAUCUUGCUGUCAGAUGAAUAAAUUAUUAUUGAUUUGUUUACUUUGGAAGAGACAGAACUGUAAAUAAAUGUUCUCUACAUGUUAGGAUAUGUUUUCCUUAUUGAUUACAACUCAGCUAUAAUCCUGAGAGAACUGAGAAUAAAUCAAAGGUAAAGCCUGUUCAGGUGUUAUUGACAAGAGUGCUUUAAACAAGUGAAUAAUUGCACAACUUAAAACACAUUAGAAGUGUGUGGGUCAUAAGUGUUCUCAUUACUGAAACACAAUGGACAUUUUAUUGAAAGGAAUCAAACAUGGCAACAGGGACUGGGAUAGAGAUAAAAUACUCACCCCACAGUGACCUUGGCCACUUGUCUGCCAUAUACCUACAUUGGGUUCCUGUCUGCUGUAGUCAGCUCUUCAUUCUCAGGUGAACAGACAGCUUAACUACAUCAGCACAUUGGAAUGGCUGAUUGAAGGUUCCAUUAUCUUCUUGAAGAGAGGUGAUGCUUUAAAUUACUUUUUGGAUUGUAGCCAGUUCAGCUAGGCAAAAGCCAUACUUUUCACAGUAAGAAAACUAUUCUGAUUAGUCAGGUUUCUCAUAUCCAUUCUGAUAAGAAUGUGACUGAAUCUGAAAGUUUGGGAAUUUGCUUCAGCCAGAAUAAAGAAGCUAAAUAAUGAAAAAUGGAAGACUAUUCUGCCACCUAUGCCCCAAGCUGGAUGAGCAAACCAUUUUGGACCAAUUCACACCAUCAACUACAAGUGAACUGAUCAUUUUCUCUAUAUUUGUUUCACACAACAUGGCGUGGGUGGGGUAAAAUGCCAGUGUCACGGUCAUCAAAGGCAAAUAAGAGGCAGUGCAUUAACUCAAAAUUUCAUCAACUACUAAAGUUUAGACAAUUCUGAAAGCAAGAUUAUCCGGUAGACAUAUGAGAGUUGACUAGAUUCUUGUCAAUUCAAAAAGGUAUAUAAACAAAACUUCUCUACAGUUUUCUUGACUAAAUUACAUUAUAUGUAUACUUUUCCUAUUCCUGGCAUUUUUAAGGCAGGUUUAAAAAUACUCAGCAGAGGUGGCUGGGGUUAAUUGCUUAAACAAGAUCUAGAAACUUUAAAAAUCAUCUUAGUAGAAUUCAGUGCCAUUGUCACUGCAAUAAGUGGGUUUUAGAAAAAUAAGUGUGAAAAAAUCAGGUGUUAAUAUAAUACUAAGGAAAAAGCUUUAGAAGCUAUUUUACUACAUAGGUAAAGAAAAGAUUAACUUGUAACAGACCACAACUGCAUGUUGGAUUAGAUUGUCUCAUAUUCCAGAAUAAAAUGUACUGUAUACUUUUCAUCACUUUGUUGUGCACUGUAAUGAAAUGUGAAAAAAAAUUACUUAUUUAGCUGUAUGUGAAUGAAAAUAUGCUUGUAUUUAGUAAAAUGGUUGAUUAUGUGACUGUGAGAUUCCAACUGUGUGU
This is a messenger RNA of Tupaia belangeri chinensis (Chinese tree shrew), 3303 nucleotides long. RefSeq names its product RAB39B, member RAS oncogene family (gene RAB39B). Gene Ontology annotation, molecular function: GTP binding; GTPase activity. The transcript is spliced from 2 exons. Lineage: Eukaryota; Metazoa; Chordata; Mammalia; Scandentia; Tupaiidae. The coding region runs from base 200 to 841 and encodes 213 amino acids. Gene Ontology annotation, biological process: Rab protein signal transduction. The record is from RefSeq and is a predicted model, not a curated record.